GCAGAGAGAGAAGGAGAUUCCUCUCUUAGAAAUUAACCUGAGUUGUUUGCACAUCAAAUGAGUGUUUCUUAUAUAUCAUCAGAGAUCAAGUUUGUAUUUGUAACACCACAAAGAGAGAUUCAUAUCAUCAUAUCAUAACCAGUUUUGGAGUUUAACUUGGAAUUCCUACUGCUGAUUAGUCUCAUUCUGAUUCGAAGGAGUCAUCAAUCUUGCAUUGAGGGGACAACGAUGAACGGUGAUCAGAGGAAGGAGAGGCCACGUGGCAGGUUCGCAACGGUGGAUGAAGGUGGCGGGGAUUUGAUCAAGUGCUCGGGCAAGUAUUGCCGCUCAUGCUGCGGCGGCUACGUGGCGGAUUGCGUCGCCGUCUGUUGCUGUCCCUGCGCUGUGCUGCAUUGCUUCGCCUUGGCCCUUUUAAAGGGUCCAUGUGUGGUGGGAAGGAAGUGUUUGGGGAGGAAGAAAAAAAACAAGAACAAGAAAAACAAGAAAGUCAACAAAAGGGGUCAUCAUCAUGGUGGUGAUGAUGUUGUGCUUGAGAGAAACACUCGUGAAGGUAAUAGUGGUAUUGUUUGUGAUUCUCUUGGGAAAAUCGAUAGUGGGUUUGAUGGUGAUAAGGUUUGGAGGGAGCUUUAUCAAAUUCGUCAUUUGGAUUUUGGGAGGGUUUCUUCCUCUCAUGAUGAUUAGUUCUUUGGAUUCAUCAUUUUGGGUUGGGGGAGAGAGCCAAUCCACAACACCAUGGAAGAUUCAAGAUGGUAUUGUUUAACUGGUAUUUUUUUUUUUUUUUUUUUUUUAAGGAUUGAGGUUUAGGACUUACAUGUUUUUAGUCUUUAUAAAUAUUAAAUAAUGUUUGAUUUUGGUCUUUCAAAAUAAUCUCAUCUCUUGUUUAUAGAAAUGUAUCUUUUUGUUUCAUAAAAGUUUACCACAUUUUGGUUCGUUUAUAAAAGUAAAAAAUCACAUGUGAUGCAUUUUUAUAGUUGGAGUUAAGAGAGAUGAUUUUGUUUUGAAGAACUAAAGAUGAAUAUUAAUUGUCUUAUUUACUAGGACUAAGAACAUGUUUGAGGCUAACUUUGAUAGGUUGGAAAAUGUUGAUUUCGCAAUUUGGCAUCAUUGUACAUGUCUCCCGCGCUCUUUGAUUCAAUUGCACACUUGUUGAAUUAUUAGGAUUUGAAUUGGGGACAUGUCUUUUUAGCUUUGAUCCGUGAACUUUGUCUAUACAUUGUUGUCUUUGUUUCAUGUGUGGGAUCUUUAGGGCAAAGUGGGAUGAAAUAUUUUGUAAGUAGUGGCAUUAAGACUUUUGGAACAUUUUGUUUUGUGGUCUAAUUAAGACUUGGGAUAAGAUGAUAUCCAAUAAAAAUUGGAGUUAGACUGUGUGUUAGGACAACUUAGAGAGGGGUCUUUACUCUUUGUGGUUAUUUUACCUUUUGUAUUAACUUCAUAAGAAGUUUGGAAGAUAUUUUCUUCUCCAAUGUUAUGCUUUAUCUACAGAUCUAUAAAUGGAAGUAUUUCUACUAA
Molecule: messenger RNA, 1509 nt
Organism: Cajanus cajan (pigeon pea)
Lineage: Eukaryota; Viridiplantae; Streptophyta; Magnoliopsida; Fabales; Fabaceae
Source: RefSeq, a predicted model, not a curated record